AUGUGUUUGCAAUUUUAUGUUGUAGAAUUGGAGCAGAGGCCGAAAACAUUGCUGGUAUUUGUAAAUCCAUAUGGUGGUAAAGGAAAGGCGAAAAAAAUUUAUUCACGACAGGUUGAAAAAAUCCUGCAAAUGAGCAAUAUACAAUGUGAUGUUGUGAUGACACAACGUGCCAAUCAUGCAUUUGAUUACCUGAAACAGCUGGAUCCAGCACAGUGGACAACGAUUGAUGGUGUUGUCUCGGUUGGUGGCGAUGGCCUUUUCAACGAAUGCUUAUCAGCUAUUGUCUGCAGGACACAAGAAGAGGUGGGAAAAGAUAUUUCGGAUGUGAACAUUGAUGUGCUGAAGACACCACGAAUGCGUUUCGGUAUUAUUGGCGCUGGUUCAGCAAAUUCCAUCGUUUCAUCGGUACACGGGACAGAUGAUUGCCCAACUGCCGCUAUACAUAUUGCAUUAGGGAGCAAAUGUUCGGUAGAUGUAUGUACAGUACACAGAGGUGAUGAUCUGAUGCGUAUAUCGGCAAAUGCAAUCUCAUACGGUUGGCUUGGCGAUGUUUUAGCGGAUUCGGAACGUUACAGAUGGAUGGGACCAUUGAGAUACCAGUAUUCAGCUUUGCGAACCACAGCCCGUAAUCCAGCCUAUUUUGGUCGUGUAUCGUUCAGCUUGAUCGCAGAUUCGGCCGAGAAAAAUGAUCUAAGCCUCCUGCCAAAAUGUACCAAACCAUGCUCCAUAUGUGACAGGUAG
Messenger RNA from Gongylonema pulchrum, 741 nucleotides. Lineage: Eukaryota; Metazoa; Nematoda; Chromadorea; Rhabditida; Gongylonematidae. The record is from the annotation of a GenBank genome assembly.